AUGAGUUAUUUGAACCGAGUCUGGAUGGCUGCUUCCGUGGCUGCAGUUGGCCACCCUGAUCAAGGAUGGAAAUCCGGCGUAAAAUCACUGAAACACGGCAAGAUGAGGGUGUUCUCAGGCAGAGAUGCUGCGGAGAUCCGACCACUUGCUGGUUCAGUUGGAUCGGAUUGUGUUGGAGUUCUUGGGAGUUGUGGAUCGGAAGAGGGAGAACGAACCCAAAAAAUGAGUUAUUUGAACCGAGUCUGGAUGGCUGCUUCCGUGGCUGCAGUUGGCCACCCUGAUCAAGGGUGGAAAUCAGGCAUAAAAUCACUGCAACACGGCAAAACGAGGGGGUUCUCUGGCGGAUGUGUUGCGGAGAUCCGACCACUUGCUGGUUCAGUUGGAUCGGACUGUUUUGGAGUUCUUGGGAGUUGCGGAUCGGAAAAGGUGGCGAGACAGAACGACGAGUCUCUCCGACGAGUUAUGUACUUAAAUUGUUGGGGCCAGGGGUGA
This is a messenger RNA of Dovyalis caffra, 492 nucleotides long. Lineage: Eukaryota; Viridiplantae; Streptophyta; Magnoliopsida; Malpighiales; Salicaceae. The record is from the annotation of a GenBank genome assembly.